Messenger RNA from Doryrhamphus excisus (bluestripe pipefish), 1698 nucleotides. The record is from RefSeq and is a predicted model, not a curated record. NCBI's taxonomy places the organism in Eukaryota, Metazoa, Chordata, Actinopteri, Syngnathiformes, Syngnathidae.
AUGGCGUUUGACAACAUCUUAGACGAUGUCGGCAGCUUCGGUCUUUACCAAAUGGUCCUCGCCAUGCUGCUCGUGAGCCCGCGAAUCGUGAUUCCGUGUCACUUCCUGUUAAAUAACUUCAUCGCCGCCGUGCCCCCCCACCGCUGCAACGUCAACCCACUGGACCACGGAGGACUCUUAGGGAACCUUAGCGAGGCCCAGCGGGUGGCAGUGAGUAUUCCGCUAAGAGGUAACGGAGAGCCGCAGGCCUGCAGGAUGUUUGCUCAGCCUCAAUUCCAAAUGUUGGAAAAUCGCUCUGACGGCACCGGACUUCCCAGCACCCACUGUCGGCAUGGAUGGAUCUACCUGAAUGACACCUUCUCCUCCACGUUGGCCACUGAGUGGGAUCUUGUAUGUGACUGGAAACACCUUCCCAACACCACCAGCACCAUCUUCUUCAUGGGCGUCAUGAUCGGCGCCAUCGUGUUCGGAGUGCUGUGUGAUAAUUACGGGAGGAGACGUUGUCUCUUGGCCUCGUACAUCAUCGCCACGGUGUUCGGCUUCUCCAGCGCCUUCGCAAACUCCUACACCACGUUCGCCGUGCUGAGGUUUGCCACCGGAGUUGGACUGACGGGCAUCAGCAUCACCUCCUUCACACUCAAUAUCGAGUGGGUGAACGCGGCUCACAGGUCGUCUGUCUGCGUGAUGGGGAGUCUGGCCUGGUCCGCAGGCAACAUGCUGCUGGCCGCCUACGCCUACCUGGUCAACGACUGGAGGCCCCUCAUCAUGACGGUUACGGCCCCCCUGGGCUUGGCUAUCCUCACCUGGUGGUGGGUGCCUGAAUCGGCGAGAUGGCUUCUAGCUCACGGUAAAGUGGAGGAAGCGCAGUUUUACCUGAAUAAAUGUGCUGAGAUGAACAAGAAAGCCAAGAUAUCCAAAUUCAAACUCGAGGCAGAAUUCCGGGUGGAAACUUUGGAAAAGAAGAAAAGUUACACCUACCUGCACCUUUUUAAGACACCAAAGCUAAGACGGCUAACGCUAGUGAUGGGGGUUGUUUGGUACGGUGUGGCGGUGACUUACUACGGAAUCAGCUUAAAUAUCGUGGGCUUCGGCCUGAGCAUGUAUCUCACUCACUUCAUCUACGCCGCCAUCGAAGUCCCCGCUAAGCUUCUGAUCUACGUUUUGAUCAACAAGAUCGGACGCAGGAAGUGCCUGGCUGGCACGCUCAUACUGACAGGAACCUGCAUCGUUAUCAACAUCUUUGUUCCAAAAGGUUUGUGGCAUCUGCGUUCUGCUGUGGCCAUUCUGGGGAAAGGCUUGUCUGAAGCUUCCUUCACCACCGUCUACCUCUACACCACAGAACUUUACCCCACCGUGAUCAGACAAAACGGUUUGGGCUACACAAGCUUCACAUCUCGCGUGGGCGUGUCGGUGGCGCCACUCAUACUGCUGCUGGAGGACGCGUGGACUCUUCUACCUCAGGUGAUCCUCGCCGUCGGGGCCAUCGGUUUCGGCCUGGUGGCCCUGAUGCUGCCCGAGACGCUCAACACCAGGUUGCCCGAGACCAUCGACGACGUGGAGAAGCCCAAGUCUGGUCGCGUGACUCAGAUGUUCCUCUUGAACCGCAAAAUUGCUGACUCGUGUAUUUUCUGCCUUUUGCUUAGUUCCCAAAGUCCCGCCCCCACGGGUGUCCUCCUGGAGACGAGGAAUGGAACUUGA